Darwinula stevensoni is the source of this 1740-nucleotide messenger RNA. NCBI's taxonomy places the organism in Eukaryota, Metazoa, Arthropoda, Ostracoda, Podocopida, Darwinulidae. The record is from the annotation of a GenBank genome assembly.
AUGCAUCUCGGCCGGCACGUAACGACGACCCCGUCGAGUCCGUUCCAGUGUCCAGACGAUGAGGAAGCGUACCACCCGCACCCGAAGUGCUGCUACCUCUACUACCACUGCGAGGACGGCUACCAGGAACUACUCUCGUGCUACGGGGACACUAACUUCGACAUCGAAGAUAGACAUUGCAAGAAUCCUCUCUAUGUGGAAUGCCCUCCGCGCCUUCCCAGAGGCACCACCACGCCUCCACCAGGUUUCUUUCUUGCUCGUUUCUUCUACUACUACUACUACGACAACGACGGGGACGACGACNUCGAGUCCAAUGAAGACUUGGCAAAAUUGAGGAUAUCUCCUCGGACCCCUGUGAUUCACGGCCUCGCAUGCCAAAACGGCGAGACGUGGAGGACAGGUGACUCCUGCGACUUGUAUUGGGAAUGCCGGGGCGGGAGACCCCACAUUCGACAAUGCGACCCAGGACUCCAAUUCCAUCAGCUGCUCAAGCGAUGUUCUCCUCUCCAGGAUCUAUCCGGCUGUAUUCCCACCCGUUACGCUUUUGCAACCAAUAUUGCAUCAGAUCGAGAAGUAGAUGCAGACGAUCGGAUGCGUCUCGGCCGGCACGUAACGACGACCCCGUCGAGUCCGUUCCAGUGUCCAGACGAUGAGGAAGCGUACCACCCGCACCCGAAGUACUGCUACCUCUACUACCACUGCGAGGAAGGCUACCCGGAACUGCUCUCGUGCUACGGGGACACCAACUUCCACAUCGGAGAUAGACGUUGCAAGAAUCCUCUCUAUGUGGAAUGCCCUCCUCGCCUUCCCAGAGGCACCACCACGCCUCCACCAGGUUCCUUUCUCGCUCGUUACUUCUACAAUUACUACGACAACGACGGGAGCGACGACGGGGACGACGACAGCAACGACAACGACAACGACAGCCACAACCACGACGGCGACAACGACGACAGAGGAUCCGACCGUAACAACGACCACGGAGCAUCCUACAGAGACGACCACGGAGCAUCCCACAGAGACGACCAUAGAUCAUCCCACAAAGACGACUACGGAGCAUCCGUCCGAGUCAACGACCACGGACCCCAACUCGACCCCAACGAAAGACCCAAGCACGACAGAGGACCCCAUCGAAACAACAGCUCCCCCCAACUGCGAUCCAGACCCAUUUUCUUCUACUACUACUACUACGACAACGACGGGGACGACGACGGGGACGAAGACAGCAACGACAACGACAACGACAGCCACGACCACGACGGCGACAACGACGACAGAGGAUCCGACCGGAACAACGACGACAGGGGAUCCUACGGAGCAUCCCACAGAGACGACCACAGAGCAUCCCACAGAGACGACCACAGAGCACCCCACAGAGACGACCACAGAUCAUCCCACAGAGACGACUACGGAGCAUCCCACAGAGACAACCACGGAGCACCCGUCCGAGUCAACGACCACGGACCCCAACUCGACCCCGACGAAAGACCCAAGCACGACAGAGGACCCCAUCGAAACAACAGCUCCCCCCAACUGCGAUCCAGACCCAUGUUCCUGCCCAGCCUCAUCCGUCGGAAGGAGGAUCCCUCACCCCUGCUGCUGCAACGCCUAUUACGUCUGCCCCGACCUCUCCAAGAGCAUAAACUGGAACGCAAACGAAAGCGGGUGAGGAUCAUCUGUGACGUCAUCCCGCUCAAGCGGCGAAUCGUCCCUUUGAAUAUCAAUCAGACGCGAUCUUAA